AUGCAGGAGUUGUUGACCUUGCAAGAGAAGAGUAGUGUGGCCGGGAUAUUGGAAACUAGUGGCAUAAUGGGGUGGACAACCAUGACAGCUAGUUAUAUGCAACUAAGGAGCAUCAAACUUUUAAGUUUUAACUUUGAGAAAUGCAUGGAUGAAGAGGUACGGGGUAUGGAAUGCAGAAGUUGCAGACCUUGGAAUAGAAGAGUAGUGCGGAUGGGGAUAUUAGCAACUAGUGGCAUAAAGGGGUGGACAACUAUUGCAGCUAGCUAG
Messenger RNA from Sphenostylis stenocarpa, 267 nucleotides. The record is from the annotation of a GenBank genome assembly. Lineage: Eukaryota; Viridiplantae; Streptophyta; Magnoliopsida; Fabales; Fabaceae.